Haliotis rubra (blacklip abalone) is the source of this 787-nucleotide messenger RNA. RefSeq names its product fucolectin-like. Lineage: Eukaryota; Metazoa; Mollusca; Gastropoda; Lepetellida; Haliotidae. The record is from RefSeq and is a predicted model, not a curated record. Bases 11 to 787 code for a protein of 258 amino acids. The transcript has 4 exons.
CACAGGAAGCAUGGAUACAGGCUGCAGAGUCCUAGUGUCCGCAUUGGUUUGGGCGUUAUUCCUCUGCUUUACGAGAACAGAAACCAAUCUGGCCUUGAACAGGCCAACCUCAGUGAGUUCAUCGUAUAGCAACAAUGGUGGGAGCACUGGUAAUGAUGGGAACAGUAAUGGACACUUUGGCUCUGGAAGCUGUUUUGCCUCUCAGGACGCGGACAGCGACCCCUGGUGGCAGGUUGACUUGCAGGCUAACUUCAUUGUGAAGAAGAUCGAAAUCACAAACAGACAGGAAUGCUGCCCUGAGAGAUUGCACAGUAUUUCUCUGGAGCUUUUCGACGAGGAUCCAUCAGUUGAACCCUCGACCCCGGCCAAACUCUGCUACUUCAUCUCGGACAUCGUAACGUGGUCGACACUGACCAUAAGAUGUACAAGACCCGUGACUGGCAGGUAUCUCCGUCUCACCAAGACGAGCCAGCUAAAUCUUCACGAUUUGCUGCAAUUCUGCGAAGUGAAAGUGUAUGGAGGGCUAACAGAUGCCAACAGUUUGUGUGCAUCAUUUGUACAAACACAAGGAUCUCGCUACGACGGUGCCUCCAACAUUAUCCAAGGACCAGAGAUUAAUAGUUCAAUAGCAUGCGCCGUCACCUGUGAACGUCUAGAGACCUGCAUCGGCUUCAACAUCCGUUACAACCCGGAAGUCGCCUGCGUGCUCGUACAAAAUCCGGAUCUAACUCUUGUUCAGGACGCUGCUUGGGACUUCUAUUUGUACAAAUCCUGUGCAAGUCCAUGA